GUGGGCGUGUACGAGUGAAAGCGCCUUCCCUUCCACCUGAGUGAUCACGCAUGCGCAAGGUGCCUAGGUUCCCCAUCUCUCUCUCUCUCUCUCUCUCUCUCUCUCUCUCUCUCUCUUUCUCUGUUUCCCUCCCACAAACACGCGCGCACUCGCACGCGACUGAUGUCAGUGUGUCGGUCGGCCGAGUCGCGCGCGCUGCCUGUGGAUGCCAGCCGGAGUCACCGGGGACCAGUGGAUCUUGUUUUGCCGUAAAAUUGGAGGUUUUCAAGCGGAACUUCUGAGCGCGGGAAGCUCGCGGCGCUGGAGCCGUUCAUUCCGCUCUCUGAUCUUCUGACCUUCAGCAACCUCUGAUGAUCUCAAAGUGAUGACCCACCUUCAUCAUCACCACACCCGUCGCCAUGGUCACCCAUCACCUCGGUGACCAACCUGUCCGCCACCAAACCCUCCGCCUCCUCCCCUCUUUGCUCCCAUCCAAUCGGCCACGGUGAUGCACGUGAUGGGCAGCGUCUCCCCGGCCAAUGAGAGGCAGGGAUUCUUCCUCCAGGAGGAGGGCGUGGCCAUCACCGUGCCAACGUCUCCCCAUCAUCCUCCGUCUGGAUUUUCUGAUGUCGAGGACAAUCGGGCGAGACUGUCACUUCCUCCCCCUCCUCCCCCAGCACCUCCUCUUCCUCCUCCUCCUCCUCCUCCUCCUCCCCCUCCCCCUCCACCCCUGCUUCCAGGGCUAGGAGAUCCUGUAGGAGGCCUGAGGAAGAAGAAGAGAGUGAGGAGUUUCUUUUGGAAGACGAUACCAGAGGAUCAGGUGAAGGGGCGGGCCAACCUGUGGACUCAGGGCCGAGUGCAGCAGCAGUACCAGAUCGACGUCCGCACCAUCGAAGAGCUGUUUGGUCAAAACGACAAUCAGUCAAACACUGAGGCCACGCCCACCAGGGGAGGGAAGACGAGGAGCUCGUUCAGAGAGGCCAAAGAGGAGGUCUGCAUCCUAGACUCUAAGCGAGGGAUGAACAUCGGGAUUUUCCUCAAACAGUUCAAGAGGUCCAAUCAGACGAUAGUAGACGACAUUCACCGUGGCAACAGUGAGCCUUAUGGGGCGGAGCCUCUGAGAGAGCUGCUGAAGCUGCUGCCGGAGAUAGAGGAGGUGAAGAAGCUGAAGGGGUACCGCGGCGACGUCUCUAAGCUCUCAUUGGCCGAUUCCUUUGUGUACCUGCUGGUUCAGCUCCCCAGUUACUCGGUCCGUAUUGAGUCCAUGCUGUUGAAGGAGGAGUUUCCUGGAGUGUGCGAGGCCAUGAAACGAGACAUUAGGAUUCUUCGUUCGGCCACCAGAGAGUUAAUGUGUUGUGAGGAGCUCCAUGCUGUUCUCCACCUGGUGCUGCAGGCUGGAAACAUCCUCAACGCCGGAGGUUACGCAGGAAACGCAGUGGGUUUCAAGCUGUCUUCCCUUCUGUCUCUGGCCGACACCAAGGCCAACAAACCAGGCAUGAACCUGCUGCACUUUGUCGCUCUGGAAGCCCAGAAAAAAGACACAAAGCUGUUGGAGUUUCCUCUGAAGCUGAGUCACGUCCAGCCUGCAGCCAGGAUCUCCGUGGAAACGCUGGACGCUGAGCUUCAGUGGCUGACAUCUCGCACGCGCUCAGUAGAGGAGAAUGUCCAGAGAGACACGGAGCUGCUGCAGCAACUUGACGGCUUCCUGCAGUCGGCCACCUCGUCUCUGUGCUCGCUGCGCGGCAGUCGGCAGCAGCUGAGGAGGGAGGGCAACGAGCUGAUCGACUUCUUCUGUGAAGACAGAGACACGUUCAGGCUGGACGACUGCUUCGGCAUCUUCAACACCUUCUGCUCCAAGUUCUCGCAUGCUGUCAAGGAGAACAUGGAGAGGGAGGCGAAGGAGGCCGCGCGGCGCCGGAGGAUACAGGAGCUGGAGGAGCAGAAGAGGCACUCAUGGGCCGGCGGUGAGGAGGUGGGUGGAGCCUUCAGGUUGCGCUGCAGCAGCGAGACGGACAUGUCAUCUGCCAUGUCACGACAUGAUGAGGCCGGGCUGCUGAUGGAGCUCCUGACCCCUAAGUACCGCCCCCGCUCACCCUUAUUAAACAACUCCCAUAAUUCUCUGGGGCGCUCAGGGAGCCUACGACGCUUGCGACACUCCCCAUCCAGCUCGCCGUCCAUUGCCGCAGACCGUGAACUGACCACGCUCCUGGGGAUGGCGACCCCUGAACACAAAGAGGCGAGGACAGCUUUUCUAUCGGCCUCACCAGAGCUCAGAAGUCCAGGACUCUCCCCUCAGACGCUAAGAGUCCCAUCAUUCAGCUUCCCCCAAAACCAGCAGCCUCAAACCUCCUCCUCGCCUCCCAAGACUUCUUUGAGCACGCAAAACCAUACAACCGCCACUUACCUCAGCUUCGAUGCUACCCAGACUCGAGUGAACACCACAGAUAAAGCUAAGGUCAAAACUACCUCUGAUUCGAACCAGCAAUCCGACCACAACAACAACGGCAAAGAUCGAUUCGGAACGCUUUCAGAUCAACAGUCUGGUUUGAGGGGGGAACUCGCUAAAGCUGAUCCUGAUCUUCGUGGAAGGAUCUCCUGCAGUGACGAGAAGUUCCAAUGCAACACCUCUACCACAGGAAACAUGUCUGUGGUUUUAGAGAAAUGCACGCUGGUGCCUGAGCUGAAAGUGUUCGACAAGGUCGCCACCAUGACCGGUCACAACGACACAAGUCGCCUCCAUGACCAUCACCGGGACGAUGUGGUGAUCACAGAUUUAGAAGAAGAGGUGGACAAGAAGCCGCAGAAUUACCCUGCAGAAAAAUCAGAGACUAGCUCUUCCUUGCCAAAACGAGAGGAAGAGGAAGGACGAGAGGAGACGGUGGUUGUAUGGUGUGUGACAGGUGUGUGCGAGGCAGCCGGCGAGCUCACGCACACUGACAACACACAUGCACAAACUGAGCAGGAUCAGUUUAGAAAUGACAAUCAGGGAGGAAGCAAACAAGUGUCUUCUGCCCCAGCCAAUCGCACGCCUUCAGAACCUCAGUUGGCCAAUGAGAAGCCAGUGCCUGUACCCAUCAGCAGCCAACCGGUGCCUGUCUCCCGCUGUGACGACCCGUCGCACCCAGCCUCUUCCCCUAGGUGGCACCCUGCAGAGCCUGCAGAGCCUGCAUCCACUGCAGGUGCCUCUGAGGAAGUUAAAGAAGCAGCCAAUCAAGAGAAAGAAGCAGAGGGCUCCACCAAUGAGGAGAGAGAUGUGGAGACUGUCCAAGAACAGUCAACAGGUGACCAGAGCAGGGACGAGACUGCUUCCUGUCAUGCAACCAGUGAAAACACAGAAGCAGCUUCCUCCACUAAUGGAAAGGCAGAAAAUUCGUCCAAAUCAUCCUCAAAGAACCUCCCUACCUCUAAAACUCGACCCCCUGGGAUGAAACCAGCCACCACCACCGGCAACAAAUGUAAACCAGUCCGCACCCUCACCAACUCUGAGAACCAGGGCAUGAGGCGGGUUGUUCCAAUCUCCAGGACCAGCCGAGGCGCUUCCUCUUUGGUUAAACGCCCUGAAAAGCCUCCAGGCCAACAGCGAGGCUCCUCAAGCACUGCAACACCGACUGCCUCCAAUCUCAGCAGCACCUCUGUCCGGCGAGGAGAGAAGCCGUCGACUGCGCCUUCAUCCCGGCGCUCCAGUAUCAACAAGGCACCAGACCCCAAGGACUCAAAAGACCAGAGGGUUCCAGGUACACAGGCGUCGGCUCGAGAGAAAAACCAGGACUUGCAAAGGAAGCCGUCUGUCCGAAAGCCGUUAACAAAACCCAAACCUCCGCCGGAGGAGAAGAUGUGUCGCUCCACGCUGCGUGCGCUCUCUCAAGGAGGUGGAGGCAGCGUCAGUGCGCCUGUUACACCUUUGCACAAAGCCGCUACCCCGUCAUCAUCACCGCUUCCAGGUUUCGCCCGAAGCACCGCUUCUUCUUCUUUCAGACGGACCCGCACUACCCUUUCUCCUCCUGCUCCUUCACCUCACACUGGCUCUGACUCCUCCCCUAAAUCCUCCCCCAAAACCACCUCCUCCUUCGCUAUGCCUUUCACCCGUACAGGCUCACUAAGAGUCCCUGCCACCUCCAGAUCCUCAGAUCUCCUCAACCCAUCCUCAUCUUCCUCGUCCUCCUCCCCACUGAGGUCUCAGAGCAUCAGGGCAUCAACUCGCUCGCCCGUCCACAAUUCGCCAGCUCCUCCUAAAGGCCACCGGCGGACCAACAGCGGAAACUUCUCUGACAAGUCAACUCACUCCAGGGACUCGGGCAAGUCCACCAGGCCAAGCUGGAGAUAACAAGAGCAAUUCGGUGGCUGCAUUCCAACAGAAGCGGACGUAAGUGGACGUAAAGUCAGAGGAUACAUUCCAAUAUGAAGAAAGGACUCUUAUUUAUGUAGGAAGCAAGGACACAUUCCUGAGCAAACAUCUCAAGUUUAGCCGCAGAAAAACAGAAGGUUGCGUUCCAAUGAGAAGCACAGACACAGGCGAGGUUGAAGGCCUCGUUGUAUUUUAAAGAACUUUAUCUCCUAUGCACUAAAGCCGGUGGUCAAAGGAUGCAUCCCAUUUAAGAGCCCUGCAGUAAGUACACUUAAAGGAUAAAGGCAGUUCCAGCAGUGCCACGUGAAACAUGAUAGUGAUGAAACAAUUUACUUAUUAGAAUUACUUAUUUGCUUGAACUCGAAAUCUUUUGACUUUGACUAAUUUGGACUCCAACAUGCAUUUUAUUUAGCACUCACCUUCCUAAGCUCUUUGUUACCACGUUUCCAACAAACACUUUUGGCACAGAACUCUUAAGGCUCAUUCAUCCUCUGCACUGGAUACAUGUUGUCGGCCUGAAAUGGGUUUAUAUCAAGUCCACAAAGUGUCUUAACUCGUGGCUACAUUUGGUGAAUUUCACCAAGAACAGCGUCACUCCAACACGAGUAAUAUACAGUAAAGGAAAGCUUCUGAUUCCUAUGUGUUAAACCCCACCAGCUGGAUUAUUAUUAACACAUAAGUUCCUUUUCCUAAGAGCUUUGAAGUCAUAUAAAGGUCACCAAGGCUUCUAUACUUGCAUUGACACCCAUUUAUACUGCUUCCACUUUCAUUUUCAUGGCAGUUAUUUUGUCUUAAGUGCUCCAUCGUAGGCAGCUCGACCUGCUUGAGUUUUUUGCAGAUGUUUCACCUCUCAUCCUAAGGGCCUCUUCAGCUCUAACGGACUGGUGCGGAGUCGCAGGCUUUAAACUCUGUGUGGGUGUGAACCCUUACACCGGUCGUUGGAGUCACAAGAGGAAAAAUGUCAGGAAUUUGAAAGAACAUAUAGGAAGCUGACUGAUUACAGGAACCACCUGCAUUUCAGUUUUAGAUGCAGGCAACACAGGAUCUUGCCGAACAGCUUACACUUGGCGAAAGGACACAGGGCUGCAGCAGUCCAUCUGAGGGCUCCCAACCAGCUGCCCAAUGAGAGAGUGAGACAGAUUCACUUCACCAUUGAUCAAGGGCGUAGGAAUGAGUUUAACAUUGGGGGGGCAAGUGAGUUAGAGAUUUUAAAAUAAAAUAUUUUUUUCCUCUGAGGUAUAAUUUUUGGGUGGGACAAAUGCGCCUGUCUCCAAUAUUCCCCCCGGUUCCUACGCCCUUGCCAUUGAUGCACUUAAAUCUAAGACGGAGUUGAUAUUUGAAGAACUGACAGCGCUAUCCAGUGAAGGCCUGGAAGAUGUCUCUAAGGGUGUUUUCACAUAUAAUCCUUUAAGUCCACCAGACACUUUCAGACAUGGUACCUAGACCCUAGUGUUUCCACCACAGACAGUCCUCUUAAAUGUGGGCGGGGUUGUUGUUACUCACUGCUCCGUCCAGCACUCGCU
This is a messenger RNA of Epinephelus lanceolatus (giant grouper), 5847 nucleotides long. RefSeq lists its product as uncharacterized. NCBI's taxonomy places the organism in Eukaryota, Metazoa, Chordata, Actinopteri, Perciformes, Serranidae. The record is from RefSeq and is a predicted model, not a curated record.